GCCUCCUUAGUAGCUGGGACCAUAGGCGCUCACCACCAUGUCUUGGCGAAUUUUUGUAGUUUUGGUACUGUUGGAGUUUCACCAUGUUGCCCAGGCUGGUCUCCUGAGCUCAAGUCUGUGUCUCCCAAAGUGUUGGGAUUACAGGCAUGAGCCACUGCUCCCGGCUAAACUUGGAAGUUUGAAAGAGUGACUUUGAGAGGUGGUACCAAUUUACAUUUCCAGCGGGAGUUUGAGAAUGCACCAGUUUUCUCACUGAUCAUCAUGAUCAAGUUUAGAAUAAUCUCCAUUGACUUAGAGAGUGGGGACGUCCUGCUUCGGAGCGGGAAUCUUUGUUGCGCCAGGGACUAAAAAGAGAAUUAAAUAUGGGUGAUGUUGAGAAAGGCAAGAAGAUUUUUAUUAUGAAGUGUUCCCAGUGCCACACCGUUGAAAAGGGAGGCAAGCACAAGACUGGGCCAAAUCUCCAUGGUCUCUUCGGGCGGAAGACAGGUCAGGCCCCUGGAUACUCUUACACAGCCGCCAAUAAGAACAAAGGCAUCACCUGGGGAGAGGAUACACUGAUGGAGUAUUUGGAGAAUCCCAAGAAGUACAUCCCUGGAACAAAAAUGAUCUUUGUCGGCAUUAAGAAGAAGGAAGAAAGGGCAGACUUGAUAGCUUAUCUCAAAAAAGCUACUAAUGAGUAAUAAUUGGCCACUGCCUUAUUUAUUACAAAACAAAUGUCUCUUGACUUUUUUAUGUGUACCAUACUUUAAUAGAUCUCAUACACCAGAAUUCAGAUCAUGAAUGACUGACAGAAUAUUUUGUUGGGCAGUCCUGAUUUAAAACUAAGACUGGCUUGUGGUUAAAUGAAUACGUUCAGUUUUUGAAUUUUAAUAGUAAUUCCAAUUCAGUAAAUGCUAUCACUGUUUACCCCUU
Molecule: messenger RNA, 912 nt
Organism: Piliocolobus tephrosceles (Ugandan red Colobus)
Lineage: Eukaryota; Metazoa; Chordata; Mammalia; Primates; Cercopithecidae
Product: cytochrome c
Exons: 1
Coding region: 363-680 (105 amino acids)
Molecular function (GO): electron transfer activity; heme binding
Source: RefSeq, a predicted model, not a curated record